This is a messenger RNA of Colletes gigas, 4916 nucleotides long. RefSeq names its product kinesin-like protein KIF21A (gene Klp31E). The record is from RefSeq and is a predicted model, not a curated record. The coding region runs from base 339 to 4808 and encodes 1489 amino acids. Gene Ontology annotation, molecular function: microtubule binding; microtubule motor activity; ATP binding. The transcript has 16 exons. Gene Ontology annotation, biological process: microtubule-based movement; mitotic spindle organization. Lineage: Eukaryota; Metazoa; Arthropoda; Insecta; Hymenoptera; Colletidae.
UAUACCAUAAAGAACCAAAGAUGUCCGUCACGUAUGAUUCCAGUCCAAGAUCUGUGUAGUCCUUGGGCCGACGCGACUAGGAUAGCGAUUUUCUUUUCGUUAUGAGAGAUGUUUGAGUGGAUUUCACGGUCGCCUGUGCGCGCGUUCACAACGAAAAAUGCGGAUUUUUCGCGGCCACCGCAUAUAGCAACGCGUGCGCAUUCAGAAUAUUCGCGUAUCGAGAAAUUAUAGUCGUCGCCUAAUAGUUACGGCCUAAUCGCACCAGUUUCUCGGCGAUAUUUCCGUUGAAGUUCUGUCGCUGUCACUUCUCAAGGCGUUGCACAAUAUACGACGUUGCGAUGGCCGAUGACACGAGUGUACGCGUUGCUGUACGAAUAAGGCCUCAAGUUGCACGUGAAGUAAUCGACAUGUGUAGAAUUUGUACCCAAGUACCUCCAGGAGAACCCCAGGUCUUUCUUGGACCAGAUAAGGCCUUCACUUAUGAUUACGUUUUUGAUACUGCUAUUGGACAAUGCACAAUUUAUGACACGUGUGUUGCACAUUUGGUGGAAGGAGCUCUAGAUGGAUACAAUGCAACUGUACUUGCCUAUGGUCAGACUGGUUCUGGCAAAACUUACACUAUGGGUACCGGUUUUGAUGUGGAAGUUGAUGAAACUGUAAUUGGAAUCAUUCCUAGAGCUAUCAUGCACCUUUUCAAUGGAAUUGCAGAGAAACAGCAACAUGCUAGAGAACGUGCACAAAUGCCUCCAGAAUUUAAAGUCACUGCACAAUUUUUGGAACUGUAUAACGAGGAUUUGAAGGAUCUAUUGGAACCAGGUGGACCAAGAGGUGGUGCUCGUAUUCACGAAGAUACCGCGGGCAACAUCCAUUUAGCUGGCGUCGAACCACGAAUCGUAGUUAGUCCGGAACAAGCGUUAGAAUAUUUACGAUUAGGAGCACUGUCGCGCACAACUGGAUCCACCCAAAUGAAUACUCAGUCGUCGAGAUCACACGCGAUAUUCACAUUGUACAUAAGACAGCAAAAAUGCAUAAAAGUUGAAGAUCCAGAUGCUGAUAUUGAUACAAGUGGCACAGAACCGGCGAGCGAAUUUGAAACUUUAACUGCUAAAUUCCAUUUUGUGGAUCUAGCUGGUUCAGAAAGAUUAAAGAGAACUGGCGCUACAGGAGAUAGAGCAAAAGAAGGAAUAUCUAUAAAUUGUGGAUUGUUGGCCUUAGGUAAUGUAAUUUCAGCGCUUGGUGACAAAACAAAGAAAGCUUUACAUGUUCCAUAUAGAGAUUCAAAAUUGACUAGGCUACUUCAAGACUCACUGGGAGGAAAUAGUCAGACUGUUAUGAUAGCCUGUGUAUCACCAAGUGAUAGAGACUUUAUGGAAACUCUAAGUACUCUAAAGUAUGCAAACAGAGCAAGAAAUAUAAAGAACAAAGUUACAAUUAACCAGGACAAGAGUUCAAGGACAAUAGCUUCUCUUCGAAGAGAGAUACAACAACUUCAGUUAGAAUUAAUGGAAUAUAGACAAGGCAAGAGAGUUGUUGGCGAAGAUGGGGUAAACGAUGCUUGGCACGAGAAUCAGAUGUUAAAUAGUGAAUUGCAAAGUCUUCGUACUAGAGUUAAAGCUCUUUCAGAAACAGUUGAAGCAUUGACAGCAAAAAAUGUUCUUCUGCUGGCAGAAAAAGCUGCUGGUCAGUGGAUGUCAUCAACUGGUGGAAAUGGCGAAGUAACGAGUUUAGUACAAGGAUACGUUCAAGAGAUAGAGGAACUAAGGGCUCGUCUUUUAGAGGCUGAGGCUAUGUAUCAGCAGCUUAAGAAACGACAGAUGCAGGUUAAUGCAGCAAAUCCUUAUGGUGACUCUGGAUAUAUAUUUCAGAGUGAUUCUACAUCAGUAUUAAAUGAUGCCAAAAAAGAAUUACAGAAGGAAAUGGACGCAUUAACUGCAUUGAAGGAGCAACAAGCAUAUGGUACAAAUACUGCCAGCAAAACCGGAGACGAAGGAGAAGGCGAUGAUACAGAAGUUGGCCAAGACACUGCAAGUGAAGAUGAUUCGGAUGAUGAUUCUGAUAGAAAAGAAGAAGACGAAGAAGAAGCAGCUAUGGGUCGAGAAUUAGAAGCUUUAACGUCAGACAUUGAUGUAAAACAACGAUUAAUACAGGAGCUAGAAUUUUCUCAGCGACGAUUACAAACUAUGAAACAGCACUACGAGGAUAAACUUGCUCAAUUGCAAGCUCGCAUUAAGGACACCCAGGAAGAAAGGGACAAAGUAUUGCAUUCUUUGCAACAGCAGCCGACACCGCCGACAGAAAAAGUGAAGAAGCUGCGCGAUGAAUACGAGAAGAAACUUUCUGCUAUGCAAAAAGAAAUGCGACUUUUGCAGUCCGCGAAAAAAGAACACGCAAGAUUGCUCAAGAAUCAAUCGCAGAAUGAGAACAGAUUAAGAGGACUUCGGAACGAACUGGCAGAGAUGAAAAGAGCAAAGGUGAAGCUUUUGAAUAAAAUGCGAGAGGAAGCUCAGAGACACAAAGAAAACGAACUAAGACGCAACAGGGAGAUAGCACAAUUACGUAAGGAAAGUAGAAAAAAUGCGAACAUGAUCAGAACGUUGGAGGCUGAUAAAAGGAUGAAAGAAGUAGUCCUUAGGCGCAAACAGGAAGAGGUUACAGCGCUAAGAAAACGUGACAGAGGCCUAAGUCAAAAAGUUGCGGGUAGAGCGCCGCCUAAAUCGGCAAAUCCAAAAGCAUUGAAACAACGAUGGCACACAUUUGAAAGGACUAUUGCGAAACAGGCAUUGGCCAAGCAAGCAGCUGCGGAAACGGAGAGAGAAAUGGAAAGACUUCUUCAAGAACGUGAGGAAUUAGGCAGAGAACUCGAGAAGCUUCAAAAACACAGGAACGCUGUAACAAAUUCGAGGGGAGAUACGACUGAUGUCGAUGAAGAAAUUGAUAAUGUGAAAAGCAAAAUUAGUUAUUUACAGGAUAGCAUUGCCGAAUGUCAACGCGAUAUGGUUGAAAUGGGCGACGGAGAUGCAGAGGGUGAACCAGGUGUUGAAGCUCUGGUAUCAACAAUUCGAACUGUGGACGAAGCUCAGUACUUGUUGCAAAGAAUGUUGGCAUUUACCGUGGAACAGAGCUGCGUAGCCGCUCAAAAGCAAAUCGAAGUUAGGGAUAUGGAAUCUCGGUUGAACCAAGUGGCACAAGAAAGCGACGUACAGCAUCAAUUACUAGAGCACGUAUUACGAGACAGGGAUCUCUUGUCUCUUACAAACAAUCAUCACAAUACAUUGAAUUAUAGUCCUCCAAGUUCGAGGAGCUCAUCGCCAGACAAUGAAACUUAUAGCCAAGUUAUAAUUGGAGAGGAAAGACAGCGUAAUAAUAAAGUAAGGCGAAGAACAACGCAACCUCAGGAACUUCUUUACGGGGUACAACCCAAUUCAGAUAAUUUAAAGACAGAGGAGCAAGGACAAAAUCAUAACCAUCCACUUACAAGGGUACCCAGCGCGCCAGGUAGUUUAAAGGGAUUGGUAUUGACGAGAAGUCAAUAUGGUAAUAUAAGCGGUGGAUCUCCGACCUUAAGUCGACGCGAUAGCACAUCACCAAGGCCACUGCGACGACCACUGCAUCCUGGUGGAGGCUCCAUGGAACAGGUAGCACAUACAGAUGUGUCAUCGCCUCCUGGAUCGCCAACCACGUAUCGACGUUUCAACAGUCGAGAAGAAAACGUUUUCUCCAGGUUGACUGCGAGUAGGCAACCAGCGUCAACAGAUCCUCAGCCUAUGAAAGGAAUCAUUUCUCAAUAUCAAGGCAAGACGCCACCAAGAGCCGUUUUGCAAUGUUCUCACGUAGCAGAGGGUCACAGUAAAGCCGUUCUGACUAUAUGUGCGACUGCAGACUUACUGUUCAGUGGUUCAAAAGAUCGAACUGUGAAAGUAUGGGAUCUAAGAACAGGAAUUGAAAAUCUUACGUUAAGCGGCCAUCCCAAUAACGUAGUAGCAGUGAAAUACUCGCAAGUGCAGAAUUUAUUGUUCAGCGUUUCUGCAGCCUACGUAAAGGUUUGGGACUUGAGAAUAGGCAAUAGUUGCGUGAAAACUUUAUUCUCAUCUGGGCAGGCCCAAAGCGGACCAAUUGCGUUAUCGACUCCGUCUAGGAUGCUUCAAGUUCCUGUCGGCGAGACAACUAUCAACGAUCUAGUACUGAGCAUGGACGAGCAAGAGUUAUACACUGCGUCCAGCGAUAAAGUCAGAGUAUGGGAUCUUCGCAAGUUGACGUACAUUGGAAAAUUAAGCACACCGCAUACAGCAGCGGUAAUGUGCCUGGCUGUCGCAGAUGAUGGUAGAGUAAUAGCAGGCAGCAAAGAUCAUUUGAUAUCGCUCGUCGAACCAAACACAUCAGGACAGUCCGUCAGUUUAGCGCCGCCCCAUUACGAUGGAGUUCAAUGUUUAACUACUUGUGAUUCGACAUUAUUUUCUGGCUCAAGAGACAUGUGCAUCAAAAGAUGGGACCUGAGUAAGAUGGAAUUAGUCCAGUCGCUGAAUAAUGCACAUAAGGAUUGGAUUUUGGGUUUGUGCAUGAUCAAUAGUGGAUCCGUUAUGGUGUCUGGAUGUCGAGGAGGAGUUUUGAAAGCAUGGUCUGUACCAAAGGAACAAGGAGGGGAAUGUGCUCCAAUAGGAGAAGUUCGAGCACAUGGCUCCGCAAUUAAUGCUGUAAUAACUAAUCAACAGCAUGUUUUUACCGCGAGCAAUGACGGAACAGUGAGGCUAUGGAGCUACUAUAAGAGAGAUGCAAGAACUUUCCAGAGAAGCAACUCAUUGAAAAGUUAAUAUAUGCACCUAUUGAAAUAUUGUAUUUAUUUCGUAACUAUAAUUUUUUUAUUUAUUUAUUAGUUUGUAUUAAUUUAUGACACAACAGAAGAUUAAUACCAGAACUUG